Messenger RNA from Neocloeon triangulifer, 1892 nucleotides. RefSeq names its product phosphatidylserine decarboxylase proenzyme, mitochondrial (gene Pisd). NCBI's taxonomy places the organism in Eukaryota, Metazoa, Arthropoda, Insecta, Ephemeroptera, Baetidae. The record is from RefSeq and is a predicted model, not a curated record. The coding region runs from base 411 to 1619 and encodes 402 amino acids. The transcript has 7 exons. Gene Ontology annotation, biological process: phosphatidylethanolamine biosynthetic process. Gene Ontology annotation, molecular function: phosphatidylserine decarboxylase activity. Gene Ontology annotation, cellular component: mitochondrion.
GGAUAAAAUCGCAAUUAGCAAAGUGCACCCCACUUGGCUAUAUGCAAAUAAUGUUCUUGAUAACAUAUAGGAGCAAUUUAAAUGCUAAUUAUCCAAUUGCGUGAAACCUUUGUGUGAAAUUUGCGAAAAUAAUUUGGUCACGAUAAACAGUGGGUUGUACAGAAACGAGUGAGCACCAAACUUCAGCAUGCUACCUCCAAAAUAAUCCGUUACACAAUCACACAAAUAUCAAGCUCCUUUCCGCACACCACAUCGAAGCUAAUAAAAAAUCAGCUGUGUUGCGAAAACACGAGUUGGGACAAGUCCAGGCAGAAGGUCGGCACGGCUGGCACGAGAUAGGAAGGAACCAACCGGACAGCAGGUUAUGGGCAGUCUGUGACGUCACUGGGCGCAGCUGGACGCGAGGGACGAUGGCUUUCAGACUGCUCGGCAUCCACGGCGGCCUCCGGUGCGCCGGCCUCCAGCCCGCCCUGCUCCUCCAGCCCCCCAGGGUCGCCUUCCUCAGGCACGCCUCUGCGAAAUCGUCGAAAGGCGAGCAGGGAUGGCGAUCGACGCAGAACUUGCGCUACCUGCGGCUGCCCCUUGGGGUAGGUUUUGUGCUUUUGGCCGUGCUGCAGUGGCGCCACAUUCGUCAGCGCCUCGAGAAGGAGGAAGAGCACGCCAAGGACUGGGAGAUCACGUGCUACCGGCUGAUGCCCCUGCGGGCCCUUUCGCGGGUCUGGGGCUGGGCCAUGGAAAAGGAGGUGCCCAAGUUCGCGCGGCCGCACCUUUUCUCCUGGUACGCGACCGCCUUCGGGUGCGACCUGAACGAAGCCGAAGAACCCAACCUGGCGGCCUACUCGAGUCUGGGCCAGUUUUUCGGCCGCAGCCUCAAACACGGCGCCAGGCCCAUCAAUUGCAACGAUUUGCUGGUUUCGCCAGCUGACGGUCGAGUGUUGCAAGUGGGACCAGUUACAGGCUCCAGGGUGGAGCAAGUCAAAGGAGUCACUUAUUCCCUCGAAGCUUUUCUCGGCGAGCCGAACUGGAUGAGCGAGACGCAGUGGGGUCGACCGACACUGGCACGCAGACUUUUGCACAACGAAAGAGGCACUCGACUUUACCAGUGCGUCAUUUAUCUCGCGCCAGGCGACUACCACCGCUUCCACUCGCCGGCCGAGUGGCGCGUCAAUUUCCGUAGACACUUUCAGGGUGAAUUACUGAGCGUGAAUCCUAUGGUGGCUCGUCUCAUUCCGGACCUGUUUAGUCUGAACGAGCGAGCGGUGUACGUCGGUUCGUGGAAGCACGGCUUUUUCUCGCUCACCGCAGUGGGCGCGACCAACGUGGGCUCAAUUCGCGUGUACUGCGACGAGGAACUGCGGACGAACCAGCCUCGCUGGCCGCGUCACCAGCAGCGUCACAAGGACACGUACUUGGGGCCGACACAGGAAGGCGUGCCCAUGGCCAAGGGGCAGCUCUUUGGCGAGUUCAAACUCGGCUCGACGGUGGUGUUGCUGUUCGAGGCGCCCGAAGAUUUCCACCUGCGGCCGGGCAUCGGCGAGCGCAUCCUCGUCGGCCAACCGAUGAGUCUGUGUGACCCGGACGCGGCAAAGGUCACCCCCGAUGGCCCCAAAACUGACUGAGAGCACAACACCAGAUCCGUUCCUGCCCCCGACUUAGAUUGCGUAGUCCGAUUAAACAACCACACGACCUCUCCCUCUUGAAACACCAGUCGCGUGUCAGCGCCACUGUCGGGCGUCUGACCGGCUGCACGACGGACGUUCCGUUCGGAGAGGGCUUUUGGCAGAGAGUCGCUUCGAAACGCCAGAUGGACCUGACGGUCCUAUUUCAUAACACGUUAUUCCUCAAGUGAAUUGAACAUUGAACUGAUACAUUAAAGAUUGUUUUUUAUUAAA